Molecule: messenger RNA, 1778 nt
Organism: Panicum hallii
Lineage: Eukaryota; Viridiplantae; Streptophyta; Magnoliopsida; Poales; Poaceae
Product: adenine DNA glycosylase
Exons: 8
Coding region: 143-1546 (467 amino acids)
Biological process (GO): base-excision repair; mismatch repair
Cellular component (GO): nucleus
Molecular function (GO): oxidized purine DNA binding; adenine/guanine mispair binding; purine-specific mismatch base pair DNA N-glycosylase activity
Source: RefSeq, a predicted model, not a curated record
UUUGUUAUCAGCAGUUAACGGCAAGUUCACGGAGACGGUAUAAAUCAACAACGAGCAACUUUCAAUGCUGUUUUUCUAAAGUUGGAAUCGCAUCUAAAGUCUGGUUUCCUGCGGCGGCAAAUCCCUGAAUUUUCAAAAUUCAAUGGCCAAGAACCCCAAGGCGGCAGACAGCCGCCGCGGCCGUCCGCCUACCCGAAGGCCCCAACCGCGCCGCGCCAAGGCGGUGCCGGCGGCCUCCUCCGCUGACAUCGAGGACCUGGCUCCCGCAGUGCCCGGGGCCGCGGGGGCAGCCGCCGCCGCCCCGGCGGUGCUGCGCGCGCAGCUGCUCCGGUGGUACGACGCGCACCGGCGCGACCUUCCAUGGCGACGCGCCAGCGGCGGCGAAGAGGAGAGGGCGUACGCGGUGUGGGUGUCGGAGGUGAUGCUGCAGCAGACGCGGGUGCCCGUCGUCGUCGGCUACUACGAGCGGUGGAUGGCGCGGUGGCCCACCGUGCGGAGCCUCGCCGCCGCCACGCAGGAGGAGGUGAACGAGAUGUGGGCGGGGCUCGGCUACUACCGGAGGGCUCGAUUUCUGCUGGAGGGAGCAAAACAGAUUGUCGAAAAGGGGGAGUUUCCUCGCACGGCAUCAGCCCUUCGUGAGGUUCGUGGAAUUGGGGAUUACACAGCGGGAGCCAUUGCUUCCAUAGCCUUCAAUGAGGUUGUCCCUGUUGUGGAUGGAAAUGUGGUACGGGUGAUCAGCAGGCUUUAUGCCAUUUCCGACAACCCAAAAGAAUCCUCAACAAUGAAGAGAUUCUGGGAGAUUGCAGGUCAGCUGGUUGAUCCUUCAAGAUCAGGAGACUUCAACCAAGCAAUGAUGGAAUUAGGAGCAACGUUAUGUAGCAAGUCAAAGCCUGGUUGUUCUGGGUGCCCAGUCUCAAGUCACUGCCAAGCGCUUGCACUUUCCCUGGAAAAUCCAUCCGUCAAAGUUACAGACUUCCCACGAGUGGUUCCAAAGACCAAACCUCGGAGUGAUUUUGCUGCUGUUUGUGUCGUUCAGAUCGCACAAGGCUUGGAGGAAGAGGUGACAGACGCAAAGGGCACUGACAAUCUCUUUUUGCUGAUCAAGAGACCGGAGGAGGGCCUCCUUGCAGGGCUCUGGGAGUUCCCACUGGUCCUUGUGGAGGAAGGGAAGACCGAUUCACUGAACAGGAGGAAAGCAAUGGACAAGUAUUUGACCAAAUUGCUUAGCAUCGACGUGGGAUGGAAAUCUGAUGUGAUCCUUCGGGAGGAUGUUGGUGAGCAUGUCCAUAUUUUCUCCCAUAUUCGCCUGACAAUGUAUGUGGAGCUGAUGAUUAUUAAUCUCAAAGAUGGUGUGGAUCGACUAUGCAAAAAGGAAGAUGAUAGCACAAAGUUGAAAUUCACCAACGAGUCCUCAGUGGAGUCCAUGGGGUUAACAUCUGGUAUUCGCAAGGUGUACAACAUGGUCAAGGCUUUCAAGGAGAAAAGGCUCUCUGUAUCUGAGAAAGGUCUUGUACCCACGAGGAAAAGGAGUAGACGGUUGAAGUAGUAACCUAAGCGAUUAUGGAGUAGAGACGUCUAGUGCAGUAGAAAAUGCAGCUUGUAUUUGUUGAUGUCUAUUUUGGUGCAUGCAUCUGAAGUGCUGAACUCCAAAACUGCUAAUUGAUGUAAGCUCGCUGGAAAAUGGAAAGCUUGUAGUUCGUUGGGCAAAAUUUCUGCAUUACCUGCCUUAACUUAGCCAUUGCAUUUUAUGCACCCUGUUCCAGUUUACACACGAUUCU